CUCUUUCGCUUUCUUCUAUUCUUUCAAGUUAUAUAUUAUUUCUCUCGUCCCACUCUAUUUUCCAACUGAAGACCCUUUUGAGCAAAAUCCGAAAUGGCCGAUCAGUUGCCGAUUACGUUUCAGGAGCACGUCAAGCUCCCCGAGUUGGGAAUUGACGUCAGCAACAUCAGCUUCAACACGCUGACGCUUCAGUCGGACAAAUUCAUUUGCAUCCGCGAAAAGACAGCACAGCGCGAGCAGGUAUGCAUUGUGGACAUGGACGACACCUCGAAGACGUUCCGCCGACCGAUUACAGCGGACUCUGCGAUUAUGAACCCGGAAAACAAGAUCAUUGCGCUCAAGGCCGGACGCAAUCUGCAGGUGUUCAACCUGGAGAUGAAGGCCAAAGUCAAGUCGUGUCUGAUGACUGAGGACGUGCAGUUUUGGCGCUGGAUUACCCCGUUCGACAUUGCGCUGGUUACUGAGACCUCCGUGCUGCACUGGUCAAUCGAGGGCACGUCGUCGCCCGAGAAGCAGUUUGACCGGCACGGCAACCUAGCCGGCACGCAAAUCAUUGCCUACACUACCAAUGCCAAGAUGAACUGGAUGGCACUGAUUGGCAUCUCGGCGCCGCAGGGCCGUGUUGUUGGCAGUAUGCAGCUGUUCAACAAGGACCGGGGCGCGUCGCAGCCGAUCGAGGCGCACGCUGCCGAGUUCUCAGAGAUCUGGCUGGAGGGAGCCUCGCAGCCAACGCAGGUGUUUGCCUUUGCUGCCCGCAGUGCCGCUGGUGCCAAGCUGCACAUUGUCGAGAUUGACCACGUCGAGGGCAACCCGCCAUUCCAGAAGCGCGCCGUCGACAUCUUCUUCCCGCCCGAGGCAGUCAACGACUUCCCGGUCUCGAUGCAAGCUGGACCCAAGUACGAGCUGGUGUACCUGGUAACCAAGUUUGGUUUUAUCCACCUGUACGACCUGGAGACCGGAGCGUGCGUGUUCACCAACCGCAUCUCCGGUGAUACUGUCUUUGUCACGACCAAGCACGAUAACGGCAUCAUUGGCGUCAACCGCAAGGGCCAGGUCUUGUCCGUCAAUGUCAAUGAGGACACCAUCAUUCCGUACAUCCUGGCCAACUCGGGGAACGUUGAGCUUGCGUUCCGUAUGGCGUCGCGCGCCAACCUCCCAGGCGCCGACCAGCUGUACGUGCAGCGGUUCCAGCAGCUGAUGCAGCAGGGCCAGUACAACGAGGCGGCAAAAAUGGCCGCUAGUUCGCCGCGUGGAAUGCUGCGCACCGAGAACACGAUCGACCAGCUCAAAAACCUGCAGAGUGCGCCGGGCCAGCUGCAGCCGAUCCUGCAGUACUUUGCCACAAUCCUCGAGAAGGGCGAGUUGAACCGGUACGAGUCCAUUGAGCUUGCGCGCCCUGUGCUGGCAUCGAACCGCAAGGCGUUGCUGGAAAAAUGGCUCAAGGAGGACAAGCUCGAGUGCAGCGAGGAGCUGGGUGACAUUGUCAUGCAGCACGACUCGACAUUGGCGCUGUCGAUAUAUCUGCGUGCCAACGUGCCUAACAAGGUCGUCAUCUGCUUCGCGCAGUCGGGCCAGUUCGACAAGAUCGUGCUCUACUGCAAGAAGGUCAACUACACGCCUGACUGGGUCCCUCUGCUGCAGCAGAUCACGCGCAUUGACGGCGACAAGGCGUGCGACUUUGCGCUGUCGCUGGUCAAGGAGAACCCGCCUCUAGUCACUGCAGACCAGGUGGUCAGCGUGUUCACCAGCCAGAACCUGGUCCAGCAGACCACGCGGUUCCUGCUCGAUGCCCUGAAGGAGGACAGGGAGGAGGAGGCCCACCUGCAGACCAAGCUGCUUGAGAUGAACCUGCUGCGUGCACCGCAGGUCGCCGACGCCAUCCUCGGCAACAACAUGUUCUCGCACUUUGACCGCCCGUAUGUUGCACAGCUGGCUGAGAAGGCUGGUCUGUACCAGCGUGCUCUUGAGCUCUAUGACAACCUGGACGACAUCAAGCGCGUAGCUGUGCACACUGAGGUGCUGAAUGGCGAGUGGCUCAUUAGCUACUUUGGCAACCUGUCGGUCGACGACUCGCUGGCGGUGCUGCGCCAGAUGCUCGAUCACAACAUGGCGCAGAAUCUGCAGAUUGUUGUGCAGGUUGCGACAAAGUACAGCGAGCUGCUCGGCGCACAGAAGCUGAUUGACAUGUUCGAAAACUACCGCUGCAACGAGGGCCUGUACUACUACUUGGGCUCGGUCGUCAAUGUCACCACGGAUCCAGCCGUCGUGUUCAAAUACAUCCAGGCUGCUGCACAGACCGGUCAGAUCAAGGAGGUCGAGCGUGUGGUGCGCGACAAUGACCACUAUGAUGCCGAGAAGGUCAAGAACUAUUUGAAGGAGGCGUCGCUGCCCGACCAGCUGCCGCUCAUCAUUGUGUGCGACCGCUUCGAGUACGUGCAUGAUCUGGUUCUGUACCUGUAUUCCAACGGCAUGAACAAGUACAUCGAAGUCUAUGUCCAGCAGGUCAACCCGUCGCGUCUGCCCCAGGUCGUUGGUGCCCUGCUUGAUGUCGACUGCGAUGAGUCGGUGGUCAAGUCGCUUAUCUCGUCGACCUCUGGCAUGUUCUCGAUCAGCGACCUUGUCGAUGAGGUCGAGAAGCGCAAUCGCCUCAAGGUCCUGCACCGCUGGCUCGAGGCCAAGGCUGCCGAGGGCUCGCAGGACCCGGGGGUCUACAACGCUCUGGCCAAGAUCUACAUUGACAGCAACUACGAGCCCGAGAAGUUCCUGUCGAGCAACAAGCUGUACGACCCGCGUGUCAUUGGUGCCUACAGCGAGAAGCGCGACCCGAGCCUAGCAUACCUGGCCUAUUCUCAGGGCCAGUGCGACGACGAGCUGCUGCGCCUGACCAGCGAGAACAGCAUGUUCAAGCAGCAGUCGCGCUAUCUGAUCAAGCGCCGCGACCUGGGUCUGUGGAGCAAGGCGCUGUCGGGCGACGACCAGCACGUGCUGAACCAGAGCCACCGCCGCCAGCUCAUCGACCAGAUCGUGUCGUAUAGCCUGCCGGAGGCCGAUGAUCCCGAGGAGGUGUCGGUGUGCGUCAAGGCAUUCAUGGCUGCUGGUCUGCCGCAGGAGCUGAUCGAGCUGCUGGAGCGCAUCAUCCUGGAGGACACGCCAUUCAGCAACAACAACAACCUGCAGAACCUGCUUAUUCUGACUGCAGUCAAAGUCGACCCGUCGCGUGUGGCCGACUACAUUGAGCGCCUGGGCAACUACGACGCUCCGGACAUUGCUGAGAUUUGCAUCAACAACGGCCUGCACGAGGAGGCGUUCAACAUCUACAAGCGCUUCGAGGUCAACACCGAUGCCAUUGGUGUGCUCAUCGACCACGUUGGCUCGCUUGAUCGCGCCUACGAGUAUGCCGAGCGCUGCGACCAGCCCGAGGUGUGGAGCCGCCUUGGUAAGGCCCAGCUCGAGGGCCUGCGUAUCAAGGAAUCAAUUGAUUCGUACGUGCGUGCCGACGAUGCUACCAACUACGCCGAGGUCAUCGAUGUUUCGUCCCAUGCGGGCAAGUUCGACGACCUGGUGCGCUUCCUGCUGAUGGCGCGCAAGAAGGUGCGUGAGCCCGCUGUUGAGUCCGAGCUGCUCUUUGCCUACGCAAAGACCGAGCGUCUGUCUGACCUUGAGGACAUGCUGCGCGGGCCCAACAUCGCGCAGGUGCAAAAGGUCGGCGACCGCUGCUACGACGAGGGUCUGUUUGAGGCCGCGCGCCUGCUGUUCCAGAACGUGUCCAACUGGGCCCGCCUUGCCUCGACUCUGGUGCGCCUCGGCGACUACCAGGCUGCUGUCGACUGUGGUCGCAAGGCCAACUCAACCCAGGUGUGGAAGGAUGUCAACUCGGCCUGUAUUGCUGAGAAAGAGUUCCGCCUGGCGCAGAUCUGCGGCCUGCAUCUGAUUGUGCACGCCGAGGAGCUGGAGCCGCUGGUGCGCCAGUACGAGCAGGGCGGCUACAUCGAUGAGCUCUGCUCGCUGAUUGAGAACGGCCUCGGCCUGGAGCGCGCGCACAUGGGCAUGUUCACUGAGCUGGCGAUCCUGUACUGCAAGUACAAGCCCGAGCAGAUCAUGGACCACCUGAAGCUGUACUGGUCGCGGAUCAAUAUCCCGAAGGUGAUUCGUGCCUGCGAGGCCGCGCACCUGUGGCCUGAGCUUGUGUUCCUGUACGUGCACUACGACGAGUUCGACAAUGCUGCGACGACCAUCAUCCAGCACUCGGCCGAUGCCUGGGAGCACGCCAGCUUCAAGGACAUCAUCGUCAAGGUGUCGAACGUUGAGCUGUACUACAAGGCGCUUCGGUUCUAUCUGGCCGAGCAGCCGCUGCUGCUGAACGAUCUGCUGAACGUGAUGAUGCCGCGCAUCGACCACACGCGCGUGGUCAGCAUGUUCCUAAAGUCCGACAACAUCCCUCUGAUCAAGAAGUACCUUGUCGCAGCCCAGUCGACCAACAACAAGUCGGUCAACGAGGCCUACAACGACCUGCUGAUCGAGGAGGAGGACUUUGUCGGCCUGCGCAACUCAAUCGACAACCACGACAACUUUGACGGCAUCGGCCUUGCGCAGCGCCUGGAGAAGCACGAUCUGCUCGAGUUCCGGCGCAUCGCCGCGCAUCUGUACAACCAGGCCAAGCGCUGGCGCCAGUCGCUGAACCUGUCCAAGAAGGACAAGCUGUACAAGGAUGCAAUGACCACGGCGCGCCAGUCGGGCAGCACCGAGAUCGCCGAGGACCUGCUGCGCUACUUUGUCGAGUCGGGCAACCCGUCGUGCUUCUCGGCAUGCCUGUACACAUGCUACGACCUUGUGCGCUCGGACGUCGUCAUGGAGCUCGCCUGGCGCCAUGGCCUGUCCAACGAGGCCAUGCCGUACUUUAUCAACCUGGUGCGCGAGUACCAGGUCAAGGUCGAUACCCUGACAACCGAGGUCAGCGAGCUCAAGCUCAAGGUCGAGAAGAGCGGCAGUGGCGGUGCUGGCGGCAGCAGCGACGGCGCCAACCAGCUGCUGGGCCCGGCUGGCCUUGGUGGGCGGCUCAUGAUCGGCAAUGGACCGACGGCGGGUGGUGCCCCGAACGUGUUCGGCGGAGCUACGCCUGGCAACAACGCGUCGCAGUUUGGUGGCUCGCAGUUUGGCGGGUUCUAA
Molecule: messenger RNA, 5166 nt
Organism: Linderina pennispora
Lineage: Eukaryota; Fungi; Kickxellomycota; Kickxellomycetes; Kickxellales; Kickxellaceae
Product: clathrin heavy chain 1-like protein
Exons: 2
Coding region: 94-5166 (1690 amino acids)
Biological process (GO): receptor-mediated endocytosis; Golgi to endosome transport; intracellular protein transport
Cellular component (GO): clathrin coat of trans-Golgi network vesicle; clathrin complex; actin cortical patch
Molecular function (GO): clathrin light chain binding; structural molecule activity
Source: RefSeq, a predicted model, not a curated record